Molecule: messenger RNA, 1148 nt
Organism: Lipotes vexillifer (Yangtze River dolphin)
Lineage: Eukaryota; Metazoa; Chordata; Mammalia; Artiodactyla; Lipotidae
Gene: C1QC
Product: complement C1q C chain
Exons: 3
Coding region: 135-872 (245 amino acids)
Molecular function (GO): protein binding
Source: RefSeq, a predicted model, not a curated record
GCACAGUCGGCCCAGGCCCUUCUUGCUGUGUCCACACUGACACGGUGUCCUCCUGCCUUGGAGAGGGGAAGCAGAUCUGAGGACAUCUCUGUGACCAGACCAGAAACCUCCCACCUGUCCAGCUCCUCCCCCAAAUGGACAUGGGGUCCAGCUCCUGGCCCCCGCUUGUACCAAACCUGCUGCUACUCUUGCUGGCACUGCUGCCUGGGGGCCAAGCUGGCACAGACUGCUAUGGGAUCGCCGGGAUGCCGGGCCUGCCCGGGGCCCCAGGGAAGGAUGGGCAUGACGGAUUGCCAGGGCCCAAGGGUGAACCAGGAAUCCCAGCUAUCCCUGGGACACGAGGACCAAAGGGUCAGAAGGGAGAUCCUGGCACACCUGGCUAUCCUGGGAAAAAUGGUCCCAUGGGAACCCCUGGGAUUCCAGGGGCUCCUGGCAACAUGGGACCCCCUGGGGACCCAGGCGAUGAGGGCAGGUACAAGCAGAAUCACCAGUCAGUAUUCACUGUCACACGGCAGACAGUCCAGUUCCCAGCGCCCAACAGCCUGGUCAAGUUCAACUCAGUCAUCACAAACCCACAGGGGGAUUACAACACGAACACUGGCAAGUUCACCUGCAAAGUUCCCGGCCUCUACUACUUUGCCUACCACACGUCACACACGGCCAACCUGUGUGUGCAGCUGUACCGCAGCGGUGUCAAGGUGACCACCUUCUGUGACCACAUGUCCAACACCAAGCAGGUCAGCUCAGGCAGUGUGCUGCUGCGGAUGCAAGUGGGCGAGCAGGUGUGGCUGGCGGUCAACGACUACAAUGGCAUGGUGGGCACCGAGGGCUCCGACAGUGUCUUCUCCGGCUUCCUGCUCUUCCCUGACUAGGGCAGGCAGGCCUGCUCCGCUCCCCGGGGCCACCCCAUCUCCCUCAGCUUCCCUGCAAGAACACACUGGGCCACACAUCCUUGCUCGGGUCAUUCUCGCCACUGGAUGGACUCCUCCUCCAGGAAGCCCACCCUGCCCUCCUGCCCUGAGUUGUCUCCCUCCUCCAAGCUCCUUUAGGAGUCACUGCUUUGACACUUAACCAACACCUUCUGAUGCUGUCAUUAGUGUUUUCCAAGUCUUGGAAGAGGCAGAGAGAUACAUGAAUAAAUAAUUAAA